UUAUUAAUUAAUAACUUAGUAAGUGAAUUAGUAGUUAAAUAGUUGCAAGUUCCCUGGACGAAAUUUAAAAACUAUUUUGAAUAUAGCAGAAAAAUGAUUAUCAAAUUGUUUAUUUUAUUUGUGAUUACUGGAGCUCUCUCUCAAGAGCUUCAUCACUCGACGCCGCAAAAUCGUGUUGUUCAAAAAUCUUUUCUUGAUGAUCCAAAAUCAUGGAUUUCUCCUAAUGACGGAAACUUAGCCACGGAAAACACGCCUAUUUACGGUAUACAGCGCAAACCGAAAUUUUUCGGAAACGGAGCUGUAGAAUACAAGAUUGUAAAAUUUAAAAAUGCUAUGAAGAAAGUUAGCGAUUUUUUGUACAAAAAUCACUCUUAUGCGAUCGCUCCGGUCAAUAAUCAGCAGUCUCCUGCCACCGAAGCGCCGUCCAGCGAAGCUGAAAAUUCAAUUCCUAGUACAACUGCGAAACCAGAGCCUGAAAAAGAUAUGAACACUUUGAUCGAAGAAAUGUUAAGAAAAAGCUUUCCAAAUUCAGGGUUGAUAAUAGGUCAUCAUCAAACAACAACACCAAAACCUUCUUUGCCGUAUCCCAAUACAGUGUAUCCUGAGAUUCUUGUGAUAAUUGAUAAUUCCUUAUAUAAAAAACUUGACAGCAAUAUACUCCGUACUGUAGUUCAUACUUUGGGAUUUUUCAAUGGCGAAAAAGAUGGAUUUCCUAAUUUAGAAUACGCACCCAACAAAAUAGACGGUCAUAAUGUGACCAGGCCAGUUGGAGAGUGGUUAUACAAUCAUCAAGAGACAUUUCCUUUGGACAGCUAUGACAUUGCUGUAACACUGACGGCGAACGGUAUGUGGAGGAAAGCGAGUGGCACAGAAAUUUUGCUAGAUGGCAUAGCAUAUCCAUCAGGCUCAUGCAAGGUUUUUCACGAUCACCAGCUUGUAGUCAAAACAGUACUUGUCACGGAAAAAGGUAAUUUUCACGGCAUUCAGGCUGGAGCUCAUGAAAUUGGACACUCGCUCGGUAUCGAUGAUCAUGAUGAUCAACUUGACAAAGGAUGUCCUAAAGAUGCAGGUACCAUUAUAUCUCCUAGCACCAAAUUAAAUGGCUUCAAAUGGUCACAAUGCAGUUUGGACUUUUUGACUCAAACAUUUGUGAAUAGUACGCAUUUAAAAAAAACUGAAUGCCUGUAUAACAAGCCCAAGGGAGGAGAAUCAGUACCACGAUUGAUGCCCGGAAAAAUGUUAAACGCUAACAAACAGUGUCACUUGAAUGAAAAAAACACUUUUGUUGACUUCACACUUGCCGAAAAUAUUUGCGAACACCUUGUUUGCCGAAGUCACGAGGAUAGUUUCGGUCAUUACGUUAGAACUACUUAUGAAAUAGGAGCUACUAUUGGGUCUACUUGCGGCCAGGACAAAAUUUGUCUUCUUGGAAAUUGUGUUGAGAUUCUCCUCGUACUCGAGAGGGUCACUUUCAAUUUUCUAUCACCUUCUAACACUUCAUUCUUCAGUGUCAUGGCUAUUUUAAAAUUGAUUGCCGGGCUUAAUUUUAUUGGUGCGGUACUAAGUUCUUCGCUAGAGCUUCAUCAUCACAUGACACCAGAAGAGAGGCAGCAAGUUUUCUACACCGAUGGAACUGACGUUCCUCCGUAUGAAGUUGUGACAAUUCACUCGUCUAGAAUAGAAAAGCGUGAUGUUAAUGCGGGACAUGUUUUUGAAGUGAGUGCUUACGGUAAUAAUGUAAAAGCUUGGAUUACGCCAACUGAGGGAAUUUUGGCUGGUGUAAAUACUCCUAUUUGUGGAGUGAGAAGUCGAAGAGAUGGAGGAAUUGAUAUUUAUAAAUAUCCGAAUAAAAUGAAGGAAAUAGAAGCUACUGUAUUCAAGAACACUAAUCAAGGAAUUACGAUGACUGUCAAUUACCGUUCUGAUGGAACUAUAAUGAUGAAUGGUAUAGUCGGAAGCAAAAAUUGGUACGUGAAACCAGUACCCGAACGUCUGACUAAUUCGAUAAGUCGAUACCGAAGAUCUGUUAACAACAUUAAAUCUGAUUACGAGGACAAAUCCUACCAUAUUGUUUACCAAAUUCCUAUGACUUCGAACAACUCAACUCUGAUGGCUCCGCUAACUCAGUCAAAAAAAUCAAAACGUGCUAUUACCUUUCCUUCUAUAAUUUACCCGGAAGUACUUGUCAUUCUUGAUUGGGGUCUGUACCAGCAACUCGGAGGAACUAUUGAAAGCGCUGUGCCAUAUCUUCUAAGCUUUUGGAACGGAGUUGAUUUGAAAUACCGUGGGCUUCAAAAUCCUCGGUAUCGAUUGAACAUUGCAGCUAUCUUCCUGCCUGAGAAUUCAAAUGCUCUUUCGUUUAUUCAAAAAAGUAUAAGUUACGGACCAACAAGUUUAGACAGCCAAUCAGUGAUCCAGCACAGUGCGAGAUGGUUGUUCGAUCAUCAGAGGAUCAUCCCGUUAAACGAAUACGAUGUUGCUGUUAUAUUGACCAAUCGGCGAAUGUUUACGAACGAAAACGGACGACCAAGUUAUGGAUUAGGACGCGCUUGGAUCAGCGGAGCUUGUAGUACUCAUGAUCAAUACGGCGUACAUAGGAGCGCGGUAGUACACGAUGAAGGCACUUUUGGAGGUAUUCAUGCUACAGCUCACGAACUAGGACACUUGUUUGGAGCCAACCACGAUGGAAUAGAACAUCCAAACUGCCCAACACACGUUGGUACCAUAAUGGCUGUCCAUCCAAUUUUGAACACUGAGUACUCUUACUCGUGGUCUUGGUGCAGCCAAAAUGACUUCUCUAGAUUCUUAAAUUACUACAAUCCAACGUGUCUUUACAACGUACCCAAUCCGGGAACACCAGUUCCAAGGUUGCUGCCUGGAAAAAUGAUGAACGCGCAUCAACAGUGCUCAAUGAUAAACAGAAACACCCAAGCGUACAUCAAUACAGACAUAUGCAAAAAAUUGGUCUGCUAUGAUGUAGCACGGCGAGUUUGGUAUAAUAAUGUCGAUUGGUCAGCUGCUGAUGGGACUUAUUGCGCUCCAGGAAGAAUGUGUCUUUAUGGGAAAUGCGUUAAUGAAAACUAAGUUUCUUAUUUGUUU
Cotesia glomerata is the source of this 3099-nucleotide messenger RNA. RefSeq lists its product as uncharacterized. Gene Ontology annotation, molecular function: metalloendopeptidase activity. The coding region runs from base 94 to 3084 and encodes 996 amino acids. The record is from RefSeq and is a predicted model, not a curated record. Gene Ontology annotation, biological process: proteolysis. Lineage: Eukaryota; Metazoa; Arthropoda; Insecta; Hymenoptera; Braconidae. The transcript has 21 exons.